This is a messenger RNA of Oikopleura dioica, 633 nucleotides long. The record is from the annotation of a GenBank genome assembly. NCBI's taxonomy places the organism in Eukaryota, Metazoa, Chordata, Appendicularia, Copelata, Oikopleuridae.
AUGUUUGCAGUCAAAGAAGCCAUCCAGAGAGAAGUCGAUGAAGACGCUGAUGAGGCCGGUCGACCGGUCGAUGCUCCAGAUGAUCGCCGCGACUCCGGUUACGCGGACGAGGAGGAGAAUCUCGGAUCAUCAGACGAUUAUAUCACUAAACACCACAAAAGACGCCAGGGUAUAAGGCCAUUGAUUAGUAUGAAAGAUGUAAGAAGUUCGGAGGUUGGAGAAGGAAAUGUGUGUAAACUGGUCGAGGAGCUGAGGAAGCAGUAUCCCGAGCUGCCAGUUGCAAAAAGAAGCAGAAGACAAGCAAGCAUAUGUUCAACUCUAAAUGCUAUAGAAUCUGAAAGAUUAAAUUCAAUCAACCCUGAACGCAAAAGUACAUUCGAAACUAUCGACUCUCUGGAACUGGCCAAAGACUACAUUAACACAAAACUAGUUUCGCAAGUGACGACGACGGAUCAUGGUCGGCCCAGAGCGUCGACUGUGACCUCGGCGCACGCCUCAACGCCCGCGCUCUUUCGGCGUCUGUCGGUCAACACUCCUUAUAUACCGGAGACGACGAGGGAACGGGCGAAGAGCACGGAAGCAGACACCGACCAGCUCAUUCUCUCCAUAAAUCAACUCAAGACCUUCACUUAA